This is a messenger RNA of Aspergillus alliaceus, 718 nucleotides long. RefSeq lists its product as uncharacterized. The record is from RefSeq and is a predicted model, not a curated record. Bases 109 to 609 code for a protein of 166 amino acids. Gene Ontology annotation, cellular component: membrane. Lineage: Eukaryota; Fungi; Ascomycota; Eurotiomycetes; Eurotiales; Aspergillaceae. Gene Ontology annotation, biological process: transmembrane transport. Gene Ontology annotation, molecular function: transmembrane transporter activity. The transcript is spliced from 3 exons.
CGACUUCCAUUCCAACAAUCUGAGUGUGUACACACAUAGCCAUCCAUCAGUGUCGGUGGUAUGUAUACAGAGUAUUGCCCGACAUGGGAAUUAAAUACCUAGUACCUUAUGUUUCUUUGUCCGUCGCCCUUCGGAUCUACAGUGGUUGUCUAUAUCAUUCCAGCUAUGGCCUCCUCGAUAGAGAAUUCCCCACCCGAUACUUCAAUGAUCAAGGAUGCCAAAGUCACAGUGGACAAUUGGGGUAAUACUAAAGCACAGAAUGGUGCCAUUGAAAGUAAUGGGGAUGUCGAAGCCGGCCAAUCUGGCAAAAGCUCGGGUGUACUGAAUGUGAUAAUUUCAGGCCUGGCUCUUUUCAGCGAUGGCUAUAAUGCGCAGAUCAUUGGAUACAUGGAACCCUUAUUCUCGGUCUUAUACAACGAUGGCAUGUCUCCAACAAUCAAGAGUAGACUUUCAAACUCGUUCCUGAUUGGAGAAAUCUUUGGAAUGCUUUUUUUCGGUAUCCUCAUUGAUCGAGUGGGACGGAGAACGGGUGUGGUGGCAGCUACCCUGUUCUUGGUUCUAGGAAUUGCCUUGGCUGCAGCUGCACACGGAACAUCUGAGUUGGGGUAGGUUCUUCCUUCCCCCUAUUAAUGCAUCGGCCAAAGCCGCUUACAAGUAUUCAGAAUGUUCUGGAUGAUGAUCGUGGCCCGUGGUGUCGCCGGCUUUGGGGCUGGAGGCG